UCAAGAGCCGUGAGUUGGGACGUCGCGUCUCGAUACGCGACCACUACUCUAGGUGCUAGAACGUGGCGCAUCACGUUUAACGACAUCGUCGGAGACGUCCCCCUGCUAGAGACGUGCUGCGACGCUUCUCAAGAGGGCGCCACGAUCCAAGCGCGGGCGGGCCGCGACGCUAUCGUAAGAGCCAGGGAAAUACAUAAGGGCACCGGUCAGACAAUGGAGGGCCAUAUCAGACUAGUAAUAGAUGGAAACGCGACGGCUUGGGCGUCGAUCGGUGCGGACGCGUCGGAAUUUGCGGCUAAUCUCGAAGCUUCUAUUUGGAAUUUGACAAACACGACGGGCCCCUACGGCGCCGCCUCUGUCAGA
This is a messenger RNA of Pelagomonas calceolata, 363 nucleotides long. The record is from the annotation of a GenBank genome assembly. Lineage: Eukaryota; Pelagophyceae; Pelagomonadales; Pelagomonadaceae.